This is a messenger RNA of Lobosporangium transversale, 3168 nucleotides long. RefSeq names its product Utp21 specific WD40 associated putative domain-domain-containing protein. Gene Ontology annotation, molecular function: protein binding. Gene Ontology annotation, biological process: rRNA processing. Lineage: Eukaryota; Fungi; Mortierellomycota; Mortierellomycetes; Mortierellales; Mortierellaceae. Bases 164 to 3040 code for a protein of 958 amino acids. The record is from RefSeq and is a predicted model, not a curated record. The transcript has 6 exons. Gene Ontology annotation, cellular component: Pwp2p-containing subcomplex of 90S preribosome; small-subunit processome.
AACAGUUUUGUGCUCAUUCUUGCAUUCUAAGAGGUGCAACUGUUGUUGUUUCAUUCUUUUACCCUUCAUUCUUCCUAGUUGCUAAUACUAGCCAGCAAGCUGAAAAACAUAUCCUUCUCCCUCGCUCAACUAGACACUUACACUCUCAGGCAGCCACCUAGCCAUGUUUGGCCUCCCUCAGAAGAAGGCACGCAAAGAGGCACCAAAGGCUACAGCUCCUCGUCUCUUUGUCCCAUUCCGUGCCAUUGGUUAUGUCACCAAUGAAGUCCCUUUCAAUAUUCAGGCCAGGGGCCAGGCCUACUUUUUGACCACCUGUGUCGGCACUACUUUUCAUAUCUAUGACGUUGCGAAGAUGAAUUUGCUUUUUGUUGGCGCACACACCUCUACACCGAUCACAGCAUUAGCAACAUUAGGUGAUCUCGUUUUUGCAGCAUGUGGAUCAGAUGUCGUCACGUACAGGAGAGCUAAAGAAGUAGGGCGAUUCUCAUGUGGAACAGACCCAAGACUUUCGAUAGCAUCGCUUGAGAUCUUUGGUCAACACAUUAUCUCGAUCUGCAGCGAUAAUACUGUCAAGUUGAAUGAUCAUACCACAGGAGAGUUAUACACUACUAUCGAUUUUGACCCCUCUUUCACCGUUACAACACUCAUCCAUCCCAGUACAUAUCUCAAUAAAGUGCUCAUUGGGAGCAACCAAGGAACAAUGCAGCUCUGGAAUAUCCGCACAAGCACUAUGAUCUAUGCAUUCAAGGGAUUCAACUCGCCUAUCACCUGUUUCACUCAAACCCCUGUAGUAGAUGUGAUCGCAAUUGGUCUCUUGGAUGGCUCCAUUGUCAUCCACAACAUCAGAACAGACAUUACUAUGAUGACUCUGAGGCAGGAAGCAAAAGUCACUGCAAUAUCCUUCCGAACAGAUGAUCAGCAUGUGAUGGCUUCUGCAAACAUGUAUGGAGAUAUCGCACUUUGGGAUCUGGAUCGUCAAAAGGUGUUACAUGUGAUGAAAGGUGCACACGAUGGAACCAUCCCUUCAAUCCAGUUUUUGAAUGGACAACCAAUCUUAAUGACUUCUGGGGCAGACAAUUCCGUUAAGCAAUGGAUCUUUGAUAGUUUGGAUGGCCUUCCCCGCUUGUUAAAGUCUAGAAGUGGGCAUCAUGCACCACCUACCAAUAUUAAAUAUUAUGGCGAAGAUGGACAUUUUAUCUUAUCUGCUGGUCGUGAUCGUUCACUCAGAGCAUUCUCCACUCUCCGCGACUCACAAUCGGUUGAGUUAUCGCAGGGAUCUCUGAGCAAAAAGUCAAAGCUACUGAAUCUUAAGAUUGAUGAACUGAAGCUCCCCCUAAUCACAACUGUUGCAGCAACCUCAACCAAAGAAAAGGAAUGGGACAACAUCUUGACAGCACAUUGGAACGAGCCCGGAGUACGUACAUGGAAUUACCAGCGCAAGACUUUGGGUGCACAUAUCAUGACUCCAAAAGAUGGAUCUUCUACUAAAACAGUAACAGUCAGCAAAUGCGGAAAUUUUGGCUUUGUUGGCUCAGCUUUGGGUGGAAUUGAUAUGUUUAAUAUGCAAUCAGGGAUCUUCCGACGGUCUUUUGAUGAGGAUGGUCAUAAGAAAGCGAUCACAGGGCUUCAGUCAGACCGUCUGAGCAAAACAUUAAUUUCAGGGUCUCUGGAUGGGUUCCUCAAGCUCUGGGACAUUAAGACAGGCAAAUGUGAACAUACUAUGGAGAUGCCCUCACCCAUUACACAUUUGCUUUUGUACAGUGAGAAUAAUCACCUGGCCGUUAUCUGCGACGAUUUAUGCAUACGCAUUGUGGAUGUUGAAAACCGCCGUGUUGUUCGUGAAUUCUGGGGUCACUCAAAUCGCAUUACAGAUAUGACAUUCAGCCCUGAUGGUCACUGGCUUGUUUCCUCCUCUUUGGAUACCACUAUCCGCACAUGGGAUUUACCAACUGGACAUAUGGUUGAUAUUUUCAAAUGCGAAAGCAUCGCCACCAGCCUUAGCUUCUCGCCCACUGGUGAUUAUUUGGCAACGGCACAUGUUGACAAUGUUGGUAUCUUCCUGUGGGCCAAUCGCAUGCAAUUUACAACUGUAUCAUUGAGAAGUAUCACUGAAGAUGAUGUGAUUCGAGUGGCUCUGCCAACAUCCUCUACCCUGGAAGAUGAAAACGAAGAAGCUGAGAAUAUCUUCACAACCAAUGAAGAAGUACUCGCGUUGGAACCAGGCAUUGAAUCUGCCGAACAGUUGACAGAGCAGAUGAUCACGCUGUCGCUCCUCCCUAAAUCCAAAUGGCAAACAUUAUUGAAUCUAGAUGUGAUCAAAGCCAGAAAUAAGCCCAAGGAGGCACCCAAGGCACCUGAGAAGGCACCCUUCUUCUUGAGCACACUUCCAGGAGUUGAACCCAAGUUUGUUGCAACUAAAAAGGAUGAGGAGCGUACGGAUGCUGCGGACACCAAAAUGAUCCGUAUGAAUAUGCUACAGCCAGAGACUGUCUUUAUGACGCUUCUGAAACGAGGCCACAAAUCAGGACAAGAUUACUCGGACUUUUUUGAUCAUAUCAAAUCACUGAAUCCUUCUGCUGUGGAUUUUGAGCUCAGGUCCAUGUCAUUGGACAACGAUUUGGCAGAACCGAGAUAUUUUUUGGAGGCAAUCGAAUAUCUCUUGAAGAUGAAACGGGACUUUGAGUUGGCAGAAGUAUAUUUGAACGUUUUCUUGAAGAUCCAUGGCGAUGUUUUGGUUGCAAAUCCGGAAGCAGGACUGGAUGAUAAAGAGGAGGACGAAGAUGAAGAUGAAGAUGAUAUGGAUGAUGAAGACGAGGAUAGUGAGAUGGAAAAUGAUUCAGAUAGUGAUGACGAGAAUCGUAUUCGGAAGCGUAGUAACAAGAAACUUAAGAUCAAGGUCAAUGCUACCAAGGCUGGUCCGAUGAGUGUCAGCUUGCGGCUAAGGCGGGUGAUAACAGAGCAUCAACGUGAAUGGAAGCGGCUUGAAGAACUCUUUCAAAGUACACUUUGCCUGAUCGAGUUUAUGAGAACGAAGGCAUAAAAACACACAUCCGUCGGCAGAAAUUUGUUGGGUUUUAGAGCAACCUCUGCAAUUUAGGCAUUUUCGAAUGUUUUCUUUUUCUUUUUUCUCACUGUUCUCCUCAACUUCAUUAAUAAAGAACUCAAUAG